GUUGUCUCUGCCUAUGCACCGACGGAUUGCAGCGCGGGUGCAAUGAAGGAUGAGUUCUACUACCAACUGAGGGAUCUCUUGAAACAGACGGGUCGGAGGGAUAUCGUAGUGCUGGCUGGAGACUUGAAUGCACAGGUCGGGCGUCUAAGCUCAGAGGAGAAUCGUCUAGGUGGUCAAUGGGGACUACAUGGUGGCAGGUCAGAUAAUGGGGACCGUCUUCUGCAGCUUUGCGCGGAUGACAACCUAUUUCUAGCCAGCACCAACUUCCGGCACAGCCAUCACCGUAACGCUACCUGGCGUCCUCUGUCUGCGAGUCAAGCUUGGACUCAGAUUGAUCAUGUUGCUGUCAGUUUCCGGUGGGGAGGAUGCAUACAAGACUACCGCUCCUUCUGGAACGCAUGCCUGGACUCCGACCAUGCGUUAGUGUGUGCCAGGUUCGUCUUGCGAUUUGGUGGGGUUCAUAAAAGGCAUCGUCUAAACGUUGAUGUGAGCAAACUAGUAGCACCUGCUUCUUCUUUGAAAUACCAGAACGAGUUACAAUGAAUGCUUGCGAGCAACCCCCUAAGUAGUGUAGAUGGGCAUCGGCUUCAUCU
Trichobilharzia regenti is the source of this 593-nucleotide messenger RNA. The record is from the annotation of a GenBank genome assembly. Lineage: Eukaryota; Metazoa; Platyhelminthes; Trematoda; Strigeidida; Schistosomatidae.